GAAUCCUUUGCUGAAAACUCUGUUUGCUUACAGCUUUUAUAUGUGUGGUUUGAAGGUUUUAAUUUUUUGCUCCUUUGCUUUUUUUGUUGCUGUUGUUUCAAAAAAUUUAUUCUUUCUAAGUCCAAAUUUUACAUCUCUAUGUUGAACUCAAAGAAUGAAGGCAAAAUGAUAAUGCAACGUUUUUACUUUGAUUUAUUUGUAGCAAUUUAACAAUGUUUGAUUCUUGCAAAAGCUGAAGGAAAAAAGAGAAGUUCUUCCUUUAAGGACAUUUACAUUUACUCUUUUGUCCUUCUUCCUUCUGGGAGAAUCAAAUGAAGCCUUGCUGUUCAUUAUUUUUGAAAGCUAGUGCUGUAUGCAUUUGAAUAGCUGGGGAUCUUUGUCCUUUGCAUUAACUGAAGCAUCAGGCUAAAAUGAGAACCGGUUGAUUUGCCUACCCUUAUCUUAAGUUUUUCAAUACACACACAUGUGGGGUUUUCUUUUUCAUGGACCACCCAAUUUUUACUUUAAAUUUUUAUCUGCCUAUAUAUUUUGUCGAGAUGCUUGCUACGAUGUCUAUUGUCUUCUUGUAUCCCAUUUCAAAUAAUGCUGCAAUUUGGAAAAGUUUGGAUCAAUUUGCGCCUUUUGAUUGACAACCUUUAAGUGAUUUAUACUAUGUAAAUUCCUUUUUAAGGCAUGCUGAGGCCUUUGCUUUCCAAGAUUCUGCAGGAAAGACGGAAUUUGUAGGAAAACAGAUUUUUUUUAUCUCUAGGUCCAUCCAACAAUUUUGCUUAUCGCCUUGUAUGCAGAUGCUGCCAAUUCAUUCUCAUCUUCUUCCUCGUGGAUAGGAAAAGGCCAUGAAUAUUUGAGUUUAUAAUGGCCAAUAGAUGCUGAAUUACUUGUAUUUUUGUGUUUUAUUGAUUACUGACACCUGCUAAUCACAACACAUUUAUCUGUGAUUUAAGUUCUUUUGCUAUAGAGAGGGAACUAAUAGAAAAAUGCCAAUUAGAUAGAACAAACAAAAUAUUUCUCCAAAUGUCAAAUUGGGUGGUUAAAAUUGUUUUUUAAGUAUCUUCCACUAGUUGACUGUAUCAUUGUGGGUGAUGGCGAAAUUCUGUAAGUAAAGAUGAGGAGUUAAAUAAUCCUUUGGCACAUAUGCUUUGAUGCCUGUUUCCACCUGUAAGUUUUGUCAUCUAUGCAGAUAGGGUUCUGUUAUCCAUGAUUGUAUAAAGUUCUAAAGCUAAUCAUUUUGGUUGUGUGUGUUAGAUAUUUAUACAUAUGCUUUAGUUCUAUCGUGUAAAUCGUGUCUGUAUGUUGACUUGUUAAUUACUUCUGAUUCAGAGUGAUGUACUCUAGGCCGUCAAGGAAACUUCAUAGAAGUUAACUUUUGAUUCAUCUCUAUUAUUGCGUCUAGUUCAUGCCUCAAUGACAUUGGUGUAGUUUAUUCUCGCUUUGAUGGAUGAGAGUAAGGGAGGUUGCUUGUUGUUUGAGGUGCUUGAUAUCUUUGCUAAUUCACUCAGUAUCUCAAAUCUCAAUUCAACACCAAAGGUAAAAAUAUAUAUACCUGUGGAAUAUGGUCAUACAAAUGAUGGCUAUACUUCAUAUAAUUUGUGCAUUUUUUUUCUACAUAUCUUUGGUUUCCCACAGCCACAUUGAGAACCUCUUGGUAUUAAUAUGAAGCUGACUGUCUUACAAUUUAUCUCUUUAUCUUCAGAGUGGCCAGAACCUUUGCGGAGCUGAAGAGAAACAUUAGCCUUCUCUUCUUGAGAAAUACGUGUGGAAAAAAAGGUGAAUUGCUCAAAUAUCUGCAUCUAGUCUGGAGUCUGCACCUGCGAUACUGCUGAAGUCCUAAAUAAUUAUUUGGUCUAUGGAAGAACCUUCAAGGCAGAGAAUAAAUUUAAGGGACUGGCGACCAUUAGGAACUUCUGAGACUUCAACAAUCCCAGCAAGGCAAAGUUUAGCUUUGCAUGACAGGAAGGUGACCGAAGAAGAACUUAUCAAGUAUAUGUCAAAUUUGCCAAGUUAUCUGGAGAGAGGAGAAAAUCGACAGGAGAAAGUUUUAAAUGUCGGAGUCCUUGAUUGGGGCCGUUUGGAAAAGUGGCAAUGUGGUCAAAAACAGAUACCACACAGAAAUAGCAGGCAUUCUCUCUCAAGUGAUAAUUCAUCUUCAUCAUUUUCAACAGAAGGAUCAUAUGUUGACUCUAGUAGAGGUCCGAGUUGCUCUCCUGCUCAUCAAAGAAUGCGCCGUCCAUCACUGCAAUCUCAUAUGUUGUCAUCUCCAGUAAAAGUCCACUCACAAGAUGUGAAAUCGUUCGAAGAAAGUAUUCAAAAGUUUCAAUAUGUCAAAGGUGCCCAGGCUCACAUCAUGAAUGAACAGAGAAAGUUCAUCAGGACAGAUCAUCUUCAUUCUAAAAACUAUCCUGAAAUCAAGCUGGAUCAGUGGAAGAGAAAAGAUUCAGACCCAAUGACGAAUUCGAAAUGUGGAACUUCUAAUGGGGUAAAAUUUGAAGCGCAGCAGUAUAUGAGGGUAAAUACAACCCAAGAUGGUGAUUUUAUGAAAAGAGCAAAUAAGUUGCAAGAAGAGAAGGCAUGCUCCUUUGACCAAGAUGUCUCUAGAAAAAGUAAACGAGAAAUUCUACUGAUGCCAAGGGAUCUCACCCAAGGCAAUUGUUCCCAGCUUUCUGAGUCACCAACAAUGUUGUGUCAAAAGGGAGCCAAGGCAAGUCGGAGUAGCUUUUCGGAGAUGCCUAAGGACAUGAGUCCUGCUGCAGUCACUUCUGAUGUCCCGCACUCUUGCCCACUGCCUCGUCAGGUUGAAGGAUGCACAGAGAUAAAAUGGUGCUCUUCAGAUGGAGAUAGUGUCGCCUUUUUGCCCAAUUCAUCUCACUUAGGACCACAUCCAGCAAAAGUAGGAAUCAGUCCAUCCCGUGCUAGAAUUUCAGAAAAUAAAAAAUCAAGUAUAUCACCAAUAAAUUCAACUGCAAAAGAGUCUUCCACAGGAUUGGGUAUGAAGCUAAACAAAGCUGCUUCUGAAAAACCAAGAAGCACUUCACCUUUUCGCCGACUUGGCAUUGGUAUGGGCAAGAUAAGUAAAAGUUUCAGUCCCAAAGAUAGUUCAUCCUUGCCUCAGUUGAGCACAAUCCAUCAUUCCGCGAAAUCUGCUGGAGACAAUGCUAUGACUUCCUGUCGCCAAGGAACUUCAAGUAGUGAUCCACAAAAUGCUACGAGCAGAGCCAGAGCAAGCCCUCUGAGAAGGUUGCUAGACCCACUGUUGAAACCGAAGGUACCAAACUGCCAUCAUUCAGGAGAACCAUUACAAAGGGAUUUAGUAUCAACAGAUAGAGCCUGCAAGUCUAAUGGACAAUUAGAUUCUUCUGCUGCAGCAAGACAGCCAGGAGUUGUAAAUUUCAAUAUGGCAAGUCGUAGGGCAAUCAAUAUCGGUGAUUCUUGUCAGGACAAGAAGCACGGAUCAGCAGCAUUUCAAGCUUUGCUAAGAGUUGCAGUUAAGAAUGGCCAGCCUCUUUUCACAUUUGCAGUUGACAAUGAACGUAAUAUUCUUGCAGCCACAGUGAAGAAGUUGAGUAGCACAAGAGAGGAUGAAUACAGCUGCAUUUACACGUUUUUUGCCAUUCAAGAAAUCAGGAAAAAAAAUGGGGGUUGGAUGAACCAAGGGGGCAAAGGCAAAGGUCAUGAUUAUAUUCCUAAUGUUGUAGCUCAAUUGAAGGUUUCUGGUUCUCAGUUUUCCUGUUGGACUAGAGAGAACUGUAUGGAGCAAUCAUUUGCGAGAGAAUUUGUUUUGUUUGCUGUGGACCUACAGCAAGCAGAGCCACAAAGAUUAGACUUCCAGCCAAAUGAUGAACUUGCUGCCAUUGUUGUCAAGAUCCCAAGAGUCACUAAUGUAAGUACAGCCAGUGAUGGACAUCAUAGUGGUAAAAACAAUGAUUUGCCGGAGAUGAGAUUCAGUUCUACUUCUGGGGAACAGCCUAUCAUCAAUGGCCAAAGCCUUAUCAGUGCCACAGUCAUUCUUCCAAGUGGCGUUCACAGUUUACCAAAUAAAGGCGGGCCUUCAUCUCUAAUCCAACGAUGGAGAUCGGGUGGAUCAUGUGAUUGUGGAGGUUGGGAUUUGAGCUGCAAGCUCAGGAUUUUUGAGAACCAGAGUCAACUUAGUAAGAAAACAAGUCCAUCCAAAGCUUGUGCAAUGAUAGAUAAAUUUGAGUUCGUCUCUCAGGGAGGAGAAGAAGAGAACCAGCCAGUCUUCAGUUUUGCUCCUUUCAAGGACGGGAUCUAUUCAGUUGAGUUCACCUCAUCACUUUCAAUUAUACAAGCAUUCUCACUGUGCAUAGCAAUUAUAGACAGUAAAAAACUGUGUGAGAUCCAAGGCUCGUGCAACUCGAUCGAAGCGAAAACUUCUCUGCAAACCAUGUUGGCACAAAAUGAUGGAACGAGGGGCCGCCCGUAUGGAAUUGUUGCGGAUAUGCCUGCAAAAUUUGUUUCAUACCCACCCCAUUCUCCAUUUGGAAGGGUCUAGUUCAUGAGGAAUGGUAUUGUAAUUACACAGUCCGUACUGAUAGGUAAAAAUAGCACCAGUUUAACUGAGCGGAGAAUGCAUGAAUCCUGCAAUGACAAUCUAAUGCCUGUCAUUGAUAUGGGAAAAUAAAAUAGAAUCUGCAAGGUCAUGAAGAAAGAAACCUGGAAACCCAGAGGGCAGCACUGUGUUUUGUGUUGGUUUUUGCGUUGUUUUUGACAAUAGAAGCAGUAUUAACUGUACUUAAAAGAGAAACACUAUCUUCAUCAAUGUAAGUGUGCAUAUAAGCAGAGAAUGGUAUAUUGCUUUCAUGGUA
Molecule: messenger RNA, 4817 nt
Organism: Manihot esculenta (cassava)
Lineage: Eukaryota; Viridiplantae; Streptophyta; Magnoliopsida; Malpighiales; Euphorbiaceae
Exons: 3
Coding region: 1844-4504 (886 amino acids)
Source: RefSeq, a predicted model, not a curated record